AGCAAGCUGGGUAUUUAAGGCCUGGCAGUGCGCGCUGCCGAUCAUGUGUCCGGGGUGGCUGGGAGGCAGGGAUUGGGACAGGCUCUGGAGGGCACUGUGGGAUAGCCCUGGGAGGAGGCUCUUACUUGUGGUAGGCGCUUUGCUCAUGCUACUGUUUUAUCUUGCCCCUUACUUUCUAGUGGUAGCAGUGGUCGCGUCUUGUUUGGCAGCCUAUUGGGGUUACCUAGACUCUGGAAGACUGUUAAUAGGCAUCAACUUCUGCAAGCAUCUUACUAGCAGUUUUGCUGGGACAGCUGUUCUGAGGCAGAGACAAGGUCUGAACCAGGCCAGGAGACAAAGGGACCUGCCAACCUUCAAGUGGAGUCCAAGUGACCUAUUACUCCUAAUGGGUAGUUACCUGGGAAAACAAGAACCUCCUCCUCGGGGGGUUACGAGAGGGUCCAGGGAUAUCAAAGAUAAGUUGGCCCGACCAAACCCUGCUGUGCCCACCCCAACCAGGCGCCUUUCAUUCAGGGAGACUCCUAGUAUGCCAAGCAGGGGUUAUUUGAGCCCACGUCGACGUUAUCCUAUUCAUCAGCCUCAGUAUAGCAUGGCUGGCUCACUUCCUAUGGUCUGUUUGGAUGGGUACCAGCGGAAAGCUCUACUGUCACCUAGAAACUCAGCUGUACGAAGUCCAGUAACUAUUAGAAUUGCACCUCCAGACUCUAAAAUUCCCCGUUCACCUGUUGCUGAUAAUUUAUUGUCACCAUCUAUGGCCUCUCCCUCAAUCCAUAAUAUUCCUGAUCCUUGUGCAAAAGAGACUGUGCUAAAAGCUAUCAAAGAAAGCCGGAAAAGGUUGAACAAAGACGAAGAACAUUCUUUUGGGGGCCUGGAAAGCAAGAGGAGGAGACAGUGUAGUAGUGGAAGUGGGCAAACCUCAUUUGAAGCUCUGGUAGCAAAUGGAGGCCCAUCCUCUUUGAUUUCAAACAGGACAGAAUGUUUGAAGAGAGGCAUAAAUUUGCAAGUUGAUGAUGAUGAUCACAACAGCAAACGGUCCCGCACCUCUUCGAUCAGCUCACUGAAUAAUUCUUUGGCAAAUGGUAUACCCAUGUCUACACGCAACGCAAUUACCAGUUCCUACAGCUCAAGCAGAGGAUUGCAGAAAAGAAAAAGAGCUGUUCAAAACACCUCUGUCUCCAGCAACGCCUCCUCACGAUGCCAGACACCAGAGUGGCCCGUCAAAAAGUCCAGAGAAGAGGACCAUGAAACAAGUUUAUCUACUCCAGAGAAGUCGGGCAGCAAAGAUCAGUCAUCUGGAAAAAGUAAUAAUACUCCACAAACAAAAACAUCCAGUAGUAUUGGCUCUUCUGAUACAGGAGGAAGUCAUGGUCGGAGGCGUAAAGUGCUGCUUGUCUGCUCUGGCCGUGGAGAACAGUACCCUUUGCCUCCUCCCCCUAUUAUUGGAUACAGUGUCACCUCAAAAGACUUUGAUGCUGAGAAAAAGGCUGCCCUUGAACGUCUGAAUAAGGCAUUAGCUGCACCUGACACUGUCCCAAUCAGCUCUGCAUCCACGGGUACUUCAGCCUUGAAAGUACCAGUUACUUUUACCCUUGCUGCAACUUCUGUAUCACCACUGGAGUCACAAACCCCUACUGCUGGCAGCAAUCUGCUCCUGCAGAGUCUUGCCAAAAUGCAGAGCCAGGAGAGCACUCAAGCUACUAAAUCAGCUGUGUCUGUGACACAGAGCACUACACAAGCAAAUACUGCUGCACCAAGUAUAGCUCUGGGAUCAUUUGGUCUUGGCUUAAAUGCAUCUGAAACUAAACCUUCAAUAGCAUCUACACCCUCACUUUCUGUAUCAACAGUAGUCACAACAGCUAGCAACACUCUAACACAAACAUUACUGGCUCAACCCAAACAGGAGGCUCCAGCUCCAAAGAAUGGUCUUCUUUUUGAAAUUCUAAGUAAACCUGAAGAAAAAAAUCUACAGACUUCCUUUAAGCCAAUCUUUGAACCUAAUCAGACUACAACCCCUCCAUCAGUUGCUUUGUCAUCUUCUACAUUUUCUGCAACAACUAGUUCAGGCUCUGAUUCCACAUUCCCAAAAAUAUUUGGGAAUCCAGAUAGCCAUUUAGCCUCUUCGUCCGCUUCAUCACCUUUCAAUUUUCAGAUGACCUCAACGUCUACAUCUGCACCUGCUUCUGCUCCUAUCUCCUCUUUUUCCAGCUUGAGUGGAACCAGCACAGGUCUUGGUAUUGCUAAACCAUCAUUUGCUCCCUCCACUUCUGCCAAUAGCAGUACCAGCUCCACUACUGCAUCUACAUUCCAGUUUGGAGUUGCCUCACAGAGCAUGUCCUCUUCCUCUGGAACCACCUCAAUUUUGGGGAAUCCAGUUGCAGCCCCUGAGGCAAAGCCGGCUGUUCCCUUUGGACAAAUUCCUACCUCUCAAGCUACUGCUGGUUUUAAUCUUUUUGGUGUUGCAAAAGCUCCUGUUUCAACUUCUCAAACUCAACUUUCCACAGCAUUUGGGUCUACCACCUCUGCUUUUACUGCUGCUUUUGGCACUUCCACAAACACAUCAGCAUUCUCUGUGAACAAUAGCCAAACUGCCUUCAAAGUUAAUUCUACAAGUGAGGUGCAACCUAGCAAACCCACACCUACUCCUAUCCCAAGUUUUGGAGGUUCAGUUGGACAGCCAGCAUUUGGAACAAAUACUCAGCCAGCAUUUGGAAAUUCCCAGCAACCACCAUUUGGAACCAGUGCUCAACCAACGUUCGGUGGAAUGAAUACCACGUUUAAUUUUGGCAAUUCAACUGCUGCAGCAACAAAGGCCACAACUUUUGGGACUGCAAGCAACACUCAACCUGGUACCAGUGCUGCUCCUACUAACAACAUUUUUGGAAGUGGUACUCAACAGCCAUUCUCAUUUGGUGCAACAUCAAACAAUGUAACUUUUGGCAGCAGUACUCAAAGCAGCUCUACUGGCAGCAGUGGAUUUAACUUUGGAGCAGCACAAGGCUCUGCACCCGCAACCCCAGCUUUUGGUAGCUCAUCUGUGUCACAGAAUAAUGUUGGUACAUCUUUCAGUUUUGGGGCAGCUGAGAACAAGCCUUCAUUUGGUUCAGCUACCGCAUUUGGUCAAAGCACCUCUACUCCUGGAACACUUACAUUUGGGACACCUACUGCAGGUUUUUCCAGUCCAAACCCCUCCUUCAGUCCAGCUACUCCAUCUUUCUCCAUUGGGGCAGGUUCUAAAACUUCUGGUGCUCGGCAGAGAUUACAGGCACGACGACAACACCCACGCAAGAAGUAAUCUUGUCAUUCCAAAUAUGGACUUGUCCACUGAAAACAAAACCCUGCAGGAGCAACACCUACUCUAGUGUUACUUUUUCUUUUUUACCUGGUGAUGGACCAUGUGGACUUAUUACAUGGAAUGCAACCAAUCUAAAGUACCAAUGGGUAGUUAAAAUAAAGUGUGUUUUACUUCCGUUUGGAUAAAAGAAGAUAAGGCUGAAAAAAAGACUAGUAAGACAAUGGGGCGUUAAAUAGAAUGUAAAGUUCGGUGGCACUAAUUCACUGUUGGAUUGUCGCAGAAUUUCGUUUAUACAUGUGCUCAUCUUUGUGACUGCAUCAGUUUAGCACUUUUGGGUCCUGGCAUGUGUAAUUGGAAUGAGACUGGUGAGAAGGUGGUUUUGGAGUGUCUCUUCUCACAAGUGCACUAUUGCUCUGACAUCCUGGAGUACUUAUUUUUCAUUUUUCUUUUUUCUUGAAUGGCUAUUUUAGUAAACUAAUUUUUUAUUUGCAGUGCCUUUUUAUGUUGCUUAUCAUUACCAAGUAAAAAAAUUUUUUACAGUAAAUGAAUGUGCUCUCUACUUCCUGAAGGAGCUUUGACGCUACUGAUUUACAGUGCAAUCUUUGUGUACACUUGGUCUGGCUUAUUGCAGAUACUUUACCCCCAUGGGUUUACGAUUCACUUGAAUUCUUUGCUGCCCUUUUAAGAUGACUGUAUACCUGAAAUCAGAAAGCUUAUCAACCAAUCUACAGACUUCUGGCAAAAAUAAGGGGGUUAACUUGUGCCUUGUCAUACCCCAUAGUUUGAAAAACUGGCAAUGUGAAAUUAAAGAUACAGCACUGUUAGCUGCCUUGAGUAAUCACUGUAAUAUCAGUACUUUCUAUAUGAGGCACUUUUGGAUGUCCUUGGUUUGACAGACUGUUUUUAACAAGCAAAAAGGAUGACUUUUUGUCAGUUAUCUCUUACAGCGAUUAACUUUAAACCUGGCAACAAUUAAUAACUUAUGAGUGUUUGGAAGAGCGGUGUGUAUGGUAUCAUUUUUUUUUUCUGUGUUGUCAAAAAAUGUUCUUGUAAGCUACCUCUAUGGGGUUGAGUGUAUUGGGAAGGGGAGGUAACCAAGCAUGGUAGGAUUUUAGGCUUUAGUAAAAGUAAAUGAUGAAAUAUUUCUCUUUUAAAUCUUGAUUUGAUUUUUUUCUUACUAGAAGUCCUACUUUUAAAUUCUGCCAAUUGUAGAGUGCUGGAGUUAAAUUCUGCCAAUUGUAGAGUGCUGGAGUUAUCAGUUAUGGAUUUGGAUUGUUGAUGAACCACGCAUCGGCAAUAUUUAAUCCUGUGUGCAGGACCCCAGAUUAAAUACACUAUAUAAAAUGGUGUAACGAAGAUUAUAUAGACUAGGAUGGUUAAUACUGGGCUGUAAUCAUAUGUAAUGUGUUUUUCCCUUGUGCUAGAAUAUUUGUGCAUCCCUCCCUUUUUUUUUUUUUUUUUUUCUUUCCUCCUCUUAUUUAACCCAUCAGCUACCAGUGAGGGCUGCAAAAACCUGGCUGCUCAGGCAGCAAACAAGGUAAUACUUUAUAUAAACAAAUUCCCUUUAAGUGUAAAAUUGUGCUGCCCAAACAGUUAUCUUUAGCAUGAAAGUAGAGAACUAGCUGGAUUUUCCUUUUCUUUUUUUCCUUUUGUGACUGAGCAUAAUGGGGUGAGUUUCAAAAGUUGUUUGAAGUCUGUAUGGAUUACAUUUUGCAGGUUUUAUAUAAACUUUUUAUAUAUUUGUCUGAUGUAAUUUUUGUUUUAAAUAAAAGAAAAAAGAAAAA
This is a messenger RNA of Bombina bombina (fire-bellied toad), 5076 nucleotides long. RefSeq names its product POM121 transmembrane nucleoporin (gene POM121). The transcript has 13 exons. The coding region runs from base 44 to 3292 and encodes 1082 amino acids. NCBI's taxonomy places the organism in Eukaryota, Metazoa, Chordata, Amphibia, Anura, Bombinatoridae. The record is from RefSeq and is a predicted model, not a curated record. Gene Ontology annotation, cellular component: nuclear pore. Gene Ontology annotation, molecular function: structural constituent of nuclear pore. Gene Ontology annotation, biological process: RNA export from nucleus; protein import into nucleus.